AUGGCAACAGGGGACUGCUACGGUUUGACACCAUCUCUGUUUCCUCGCAAGGCAUAUGGAUUUGAUCGGGGAAUGAAAGGCUAUGAGCUACCCAAGAAGCUAUCAAAGAGUCCCAAGGAAGAACAGGGGAUGGCAUUAGGUGGGAGAUUUGGUUAUACCAGCAAGUUAAUUUUGUUGAUGGAGCUCCGAAAGAAGAUAAUGACCUUUCGGGACAUCCUUGAUCUUCCUCCUUGCGAUGGCUCAGCAUCCAUUAAUGAGCUGGUGAUGGGCACAAUUCAAGAUCUCCAAAAGCUUUACCCUGAAAUUAUGCCAUGUAAUCGACUGUCAGAAAUAAAGGGGGCAUCUAUUGAUCAGGGUCUAACUUACUUCCUCGGGGCUUUGAAGUCUAUUGGAGAUUCAAGGAUGAUGGAACUUGAUUGGAUGGACAAAUUUAAUUACAAUUUUCCAUCAUAUGAAGAGAACAUCAAUCCAGAGGAACUUGUUGAGGUUGUCUUGGAAGCACUCAAUUGCAUGAAUAAGAUGGCACAAGAAAAGUUCGAUAUGAUGGAUGAAGAUGAUGACAUGAAAAAGGACAAUAGUAACACAUUUGAUAAAAUGUUACUGGAUUCCUAUUCAGACAGCAACAGCUCCGGCUGUCCUUCUCCAGCUUCUCCAGCUUCUCCAAUCACUCCGACCUCAGUACUUGCAGGAUCAUCCACUGCUUAUACGAAAUUUGGAGAGAAAGCAAAUAUUUCCUAUCGCCCACCUAUUCUCUUGUCUCUCAGAGUUCGAGCUGUGGGAAAACUCAACCAAGUUGAUGCAAAGCGCCUCUCAUUCAACACAUUGUCAAGUGUAGUUGGCUUUGAUUCCAGCUCUUUGAAUGUAAACAAAAAGGUCGAGGAACCCAUUACAGGGAUUGAAGAACAGAGCAAUUUUGGAUUGACAACUGCAAAUCAUGAAAACAGAGAUAGCAGCUGCAUGUCGGAUUUGAAGGAUACUAUAGAAAAGGGAAUUGUGAGCAGACUGCAUCCUCCUCCUCCUCCACCACCACCACCACCCAUGGCAUCACAAACAAUAAAAGUAGCUCCACCGCCUCCGCCUCCGCCGCCCAUGAUGCCUUUUAAAGGAGUAGCACCGCCACCGCCACCUCCGCCGCCAAUGAUGCCUUCUAAAGGAGUAGCACCGCCGCCGCCCAUGAUGCCUCUGAAAGGAACAGUGUCACCACCAUCAAAUGGAGCUGCACUUCCACCACCUCCUCCACUUGGUGGAGCAAAAUCCUUGCGCCCCAAAAAAGCAACUACUAAAUUGAAGAGGUCAUCCCAAAUGGGUAAUUUGUACCGCGUUCUUAGGGGGAAAGUGGAAGGAUCUAAUCUUGACGGUAAAUCAUCUAACGGGAGAAAGAGUGCGGUUGGUUCCUGCAGUCCUGGUGGAAAACAAGGUCUGGCUGAUGCUCUAGCAGAGAUGACAAAAAGAUCAGCAUACUUCCAACAAAUUGAAGAAGAUGUUCAAAAGUAUGCAAAGUCAAUAACGGAGCUGAAGCUUGCUAUUAGUACUUUCCAAACAAAGGACAUGGCCGAGCUGAUCAAAUUCCACAAAUUCGUGGAAUCCAUUCUUGAGCACUUAACUGAUGAAUCACAGGUGUUAGCAAGGUUCGAAGGCUUCCCUGUAAAGAAGCUGGAAACAUUAAGGACAGCAGCUGCACUCUACUCAAAGUUGGAUGCCAUGGCCACUGAACUGCAUAGUUUGAAGAUCGUAUCUCCCAUGGGGCAGCUGCUUGACAAAGUUGAACGUUACUUCACUAAGAUCAAAGGAGAAGUGGACGCAAUGGAACGAACCAAAGAUGAAGAGUCCAAGAAAUUUCAGAGUCACAAUAUCGAUUUCGACUUCCAUAUCCUUAUAAGAAUCAAAGAAGCAAUGGUAGAUGUUUCCUCAAGCUGCAUGGAGUUGGCUCUACAGGUAGCCUCAGAGAAGAAAGAACCAGGGCCAAAAAGUGACUCACGAACAAAGGGAUGUGCCAAAUUGCUGUGGAAGGCUUUCCAAUUUGCAUUUCGGGUCUAUAGUUUUGCUGGUGGACAUGAUGAUCGAGCUGACAAGCUGACAAGAGAAUUGGCUCAUGAAAUAGAGAAUGAUCCUUACCACCAGUGACACAGAUUCUCUACUUUCACCCC
This is a messenger RNA of Corylus avellana, 2147 nucleotides long. The record is from RefSeq and is a predicted model, not a curated record. NCBI's taxonomy places the organism in Eukaryota, Viridiplantae, Streptophyta, Magnoliopsida, Fagales, Betulaceae.